Messenger RNA from Fraxinus pennsylvanica, 912 nucleotides. The record is from the annotation of a GenBank genome assembly. Lineage: Eukaryota; Viridiplantae; Streptophyta; Magnoliopsida; Lamiales; Oleaceae.
AUGGCCGCAAGUAUUGAUAAUUCUACCAACCAUGAGAGAAAUUUCACGGCCGAUUCACACUGCGGAUGCCAGAUAAGUAACUUCUGCAGGUUCAUCAGACUGUGCACACCAAGGGUUCGACGUAUUGAUUCAUCCAAUUCCAUAUUCAAAGAUUCUUCUAAAGUCAUUCCUCAAGAAUGUAGUGAAGAUGAUAUAUGGCAAAAAAUGCAAGAAGAUGCUAAAUUUUACACAAAGCAAGAGCCCAUCCUGUCAAAGUACUACUGUUCAUCUAUACUAUCUCACAAGUCACUCGAGACUGCAUUAGCAAAUCAAUUAGCAAUCAAAUUGUGCAAAGUGAAUCUAUCAAGAGAAGCCCUUUAUGACGUUUUCUUGAGAGCACUAGUAGAAGAUGGCAAUAUCCAGCGUGCUAUCGUAGACGACCUCAAAGCAGUGAAAGAGCGCGACCCUGCCUGCAUAAGUUAUGUUCAUUGCUUCUUGAAUUUCAAGGGAUUCUUAGCAUUGCAAGCUCACAGAAUAGCACAUAAACUUUGGAUAAAUGAUAGAACUGUAUUAGCAAUCCUUAUUCAGAACCAAGUUUCAGAAGUUUUUGCAGUGGAUAUUCAUCCAGGAGCAAAAAUUGGACAUGGCAUAGUAUUUGAUCACGCCACUGGAAUUGUGAUUGGAGAAACAGCUGUUAUUGGAAAUAGAGUUACAAUCUUACAUGAUGUGACAUUAGGAGGUACAGGAAAGAUUCAAGGGGACAGGCACCCCAAGAUUGGAGAUGGGGUUCUCAUAGGUGCAGGGGCAAAAAUAUUGGGCAACGUCAAAAUUGGAGAGAAUGCGAAAAUUGGAGCAGGAUCUCUUAUUUUAAAGGAAAUUCCAGCAGGUGCAACAGCAGUUGGAAAUCCUGCCAGAGUAAUAGGAUUGAGAUAA